AUGUCUGACUCUGAAAACGAAGAUAAACCAAGUUACCUUGAUGAAGAACUUCUCGAAGUGGAAGCCGAAGAAGACGCCACUAUGCAAGAUGAACAAGGUGAUUCCUCAUCAAAAACCGAUAAAAAAAAGAAAAAGAAGAAGGAACAAUCUAUCGUUCAAGAUCACGCUGCUAUCACAGCAAAUAUUGAAAUUCAUCUCGGACCUGAUGCUUCCGUUUCUACUUUUAUCUUCCACAAGGAAAGCCACACAAUGGGUAACUCUGUUAGACACAUGUUAAUGAAGAAUAAGAAAGUUAGCUUCUGUGGUUACACUGUUCCUCAUCCACUUGAAGCCAAGAUGAAUUUGAGACUCCAAACUGUUGGUGAAAAGUAUACUGCAAAGGAAACUCUUGAAGAAGGAUUAGUUAAUUUACAACAAGUUACAGAGACUGUCAUGUCAAAGUUUGAUAAUGCACUUGCUGCCUUUACGGAUUAAAUUUUGGAAAUCAUCCUUUUCAAUAUUAAUUAAUAAUUAUUAUUGGAGGAUCGUAUCGGAAUGAUCAUUUAACACCUAGAGUUGUGUCUGUCUCGUAUGGACACAAAAACCAAAUCUAACCUAUAAAUUAUUUUGUAAAUUCUUCAAAUAAAUUAUCCAACAGAAAAAAGUUUUAAAAAA
Molecule: messenger RNA, 654 nt
Organism: Naegleria gruberi
Lineage: Eukaryota; Heterolobosea; Eutetramitea; Acrasida; Naegleriidae
Product: 13 to 16 kDa subunit of RNA polymerase
Exons: 1
Coding region: 1-474 (157 amino acids)
Biological process (GO): DNA-templated transcription
Cellular component (GO): RNA polymerase I complex; RNA polymerase III complex
Molecular function (GO): DNA binding; DNA-directed RNA polymerase activity; protein dimerization activity
Source: RefSeq, a predicted model, not a curated record